CUCCUCUCUCUCACUCACUCGCUCUGUUUCUCUCUCUCUCUCUCUCGAGCGCUCUCUUGCUCGCGAGUUCUCGCAAUGGAUGAAGAAUACGAUGUUAUAGUGCUGGGAACAGGCCUCAAGGAAUGUAUUCUCAGCGGCCUCCUCUCUGUUGAUGGACUCAAAGUAUUGCACAUGGAUAGAAAUGAUUACUAUGGAGGAGAGUCCACCUCACUUAAUCUCAAUCAGCUUUGGAAACGAUUCAGGGGCAGUGACGCCCCUCCAGAACAGUUGGGCUUAAGCAGAGAUUACAAUGUUGAUAUGAUCCCUAAGUUCAUGAUGGCCAAUGGUGCCCUUGUUCGUGUUCUCAUCCACACCAAUGUCACAAAAUAUCUUAAUUUUAAGGCUGUGGAUGGUAGUUUUGUGUACAACAAGGGGAAGAUUCACAAAGUACCAGCUACUGAUGUGGAAGCACUUAAAUCACCUCUUAUGGGAUUGUUUGAGAAGCGUCGUGCUAGGAAGUUCUUCAUUUAUGUGCAAGAUUAUGAAGACAAUGAUCCAAAAUCCCAUGAAGGACUAGACCUCAACAAAGUUACUGCAAGAGAUGUUAUUUCCAAGUAUGGGCUAGAUGACAAUACAGUUGACUUUAUUGGGCAUGCAUUGGCACUGCACAAAGAUGAUAGUUACUUGGACCAGCCUGCCUUGGAUUUUGUGAAGAGAGUUAAGCUAUAUGCAGAGUCUUUGGCACGCUUUCAGGGAGGAUCUCCUUAUAUUUAUCCGUUGUAUGGACUGGGAGAACUACCUCAGGCUUUUGCUCGUCUGAGUGCCGUAUAUGGUGGCACUUACAUGCUAAACAAACCUGAAUGCAAGGUAGAAUUUGACAGCGAUGGAAAGGCCUUUGGAGUCACAUCAGAAGGAGAGACUGCAAAAUGCAAAAAAGUAGUAUGUGAUCCUUCAUAUUUACCUGACAAGGUAAAGAAGGUUGGAAAAGUAGCUCGUGCUAUAUGUAUAAUGAGUCAUCCUAUCCCAAAUACCAAUGACUCUCACUCAGUCCAGGUUAUUCUUCCCCAGAAACAACUCGGUCGGAACUCAGAUAUGUACCUGUUCUGUUGCUCAUAUUCUCAUAAUGUAGCUCCAAAAGGUAAAUUUAUUGCUUUUGUUACAACGGGGGCAGAAACUGAUAAUCCCGAAGUGGAACUGAAGCCUGGGAUAGAGCUUCUUGGACCCGUAGACGAAAUAUUUUUUGAUACUUAUGACAGAUAUGAACCCAUUAACCAGAGUGAUGCUGACAACUGUUUCAUAUCCACUAGUUAUGAUCCGACAACACACUUUGAGUCAACAGUAGAAGAUGUGAUUGCCAUGUACAGCCAGAUAACUGGAAAGGCUCUUGACCUAACUGUGGAUCUGAGUGCCGCCAGUGCUGCUGCUGAAGAAUGAAUGUUUGAUCCAGCAGAAGAGAAAGAAGGAGGCCAGUCAUCAAAGUUCUUCCUAUUGCAAAACAUAGUCAGCACCCUUCUCUCCAAAAGGCUGAUCGCCUUUGUUUGACUAGAUUGGCCUAAAUCCUCCACUGCUUUAACAGAAUUUCUUUCAGCUUAUGCUGAGAAUUUUUUUUUUUUUUUUCUCCUUCCAUUUUACUUUUCAUAAACAUUUCAUUCUGCCAAACAAUAUUCGAAGUUCCUUAUUUUUCGCAGCUCAGAUUAGAUUGUUGAACUAUUUGUUGGCAAUUGUUUUGGCAUCUUGUCUUUGCCCCAAACAAUAGGAUUUUAAGAACGUCAGUCAGUAUUCUGAUCUAUUAUUGCCACUUAACCCCAUUUAUAGGAAUCAAAUGCUCUUGAAGAAUUACUAGGAUCAAGUCCCUUCCAACUUCCGGAAACUUCUUUAAAUACAUAUGCAGGCUUUCAGAAGACGUAAUGU
This is a messenger RNA of Diospyros lotus (date-plum), 1890 nucleotides long. Its product is annotated as guanosine nucleotide diphosphate dissociation inhibitor At5g09550. The record is from RefSeq and is a predicted model, not a curated record. Gene Ontology annotation, cellular component: cytoplasm. Gene Ontology annotation, molecular function: Rab GDP-dissociation inhibitor activity. The coding region runs from base 76 to 1413 and encodes 445 amino acids. Gene Ontology annotation, biological process: small GTPase-mediated signal transduction; protein transport; vesicle-mediated transport. Lineage: Eukaryota; Viridiplantae; Streptophyta; Magnoliopsida; Ericales; Ebenaceae. The transcript has 13 exons.